CCUUCCCUUUCAGUGUAUAUGACAAAGACUGAACUCAAAAGUGUUGCAAUAUAAUCUCUCGGAUUCAUCUCAUUUGAGGCCACAACCACCAGAUCACAGAAAUGGGCUUCUACUUCAAUUCUCACACGCUGGCCUCUUUCUUCCUGCUCUUAGCAUUCCCAGCCUUCACUUAUGGAUGGGGAAUUGUCGGCCACCAGAUUAUUUGCCAGAUUACCCAGGAUCGUUUAAGUGAGUCAGCAGCUGCAGCGGUUAAGGAACUACUCCCUGCCUACGCAGAGAACGACCUAAGCACCCUUUGCUCAUGGGCAGAUACAGUCAAGUUUCGAUACCAUUGGUCGUCGGAACUUCACUACAUUGACACCCCUGAUGAUCUUUGCACUUAUAAUUACAACAGGGAUUGCAAAGAUGAAGAUGGUGUGAAAGGGAGGUGUGUCUCAGGUGCCAUCACUAAUUAUACUAAUCAGCUUCUCACCUAUGGAAGCUCUGCCGAUGAAUCACAAUAUAAUCUCACUGAAGCACUUCUAUUCCUUUCUCACUUAAUGGGUGACAUCCAUCAGCCUCUUCAUGUAGGAUUUACUUCUGAUAGAGGAGGAAAUACGAUCCCAGUGCAUUGGUUUAGAAGGAAAUCAGAGCUCCAUAAAGUCUGGGAUAAAGACAUUAUUGAGACAGCAGAAGAUCGAUUUUACGACGAUGUUGUGGAGGAAUUUGUCGACGCACUCAAACAAAACAUCACUGGAGAGUGGUCUGAUCAAGUUGUGAAAUGGGAGAAAUGCAGCAAUAACAAGGUCGCUUGUCCUGAUGUAUAUGCAUCUGAAAGCAUACAAACUGCAUGCAACUGGGCAUACAAGGAUGUCGAAAACAACACGGUGUUGGAAGACGAUUAUUUCUUAAGCAGAUUGCCCAUUGUUAAUCUAAGGCUUGCAGAGGGUGGAGUCAGGUUAGCAGGAACGCUGAAUCGCAUAUUUAAGUGA
This is a messenger RNA of Zingiber officinale, 971 nucleotides long. RefSeq names its product endonuclease 2-like. The coding region runs from base 102 to 971 and encodes 289 amino acids. The record is from RefSeq and is a predicted model, not a curated record. Lineage: Eukaryota; Viridiplantae; Streptophyta; Magnoliopsida; Zingiberales; Zingiberaceae. The transcript has 8 exons. Gene Ontology annotation, biological process: DNA catabolic process. Gene Ontology annotation, molecular function: endonuclease activity; nucleic acid binding.